This is a messenger RNA of Caenorhabditis angaria, 733 nucleotides long. NCBI's taxonomy places the organism in Eukaryota, Metazoa, Nematoda, Chromadorea, Rhabditida, Rhabditidae. The record is from the annotation of a GenBank genome assembly.
AUGUUACUACAAAGAAGUCUAUUAAUUGUUGACGCAAUUUGUCUCGUCUCAAUCGUCGUUUGUCUCGCAUUUCUACCAGCUGAAAGAUGUGCAACAUUUGAGCAUCAGGAAACCACAUUGUUGGCAGAUGAGAAGUGUCAAACACAUCCAGCUGCGCAUUUGGAGGAUUUGAAUCAUUUGACGACGGUUUGUCAUCGAAUGAGUUGGUCGCACUAUGCGUUUUGGAGAAAUAUGUGUGAGUUUUGAGUGGAACUUGCCACGUCAUAACUCAUUUUAAACAAUUCCAAUUUUCUAGGCGUCCUCAUUCUACCAGCAAUUUGUUGCACAAUCCUCAUCCUCUUCAUUUUCAUUGAAAUGUUUGAUCUUGAUACAUAUUUCGGAAGAAUCAAAAACAGUUGGAUCAUUCUUUUUUCGAUCUUCACAAUUGUCUAUACAUUUACCGUAAUCAUAUUUGAACAAUAUCGUGUUCAUAAAACUUGGAAUAUUAAAUUGGGAGCCAGUGAGCCGAUUAAUUUGCAAUCACCCGAUACUUGGUGGUAUAGUUUGUUGAUGUGUGUUUUGUCGGCGUUGUUUAAGAUUGCCAGAAUUGUUGUUCAACACUAUUUUGGAGAUGUGCGUUGGAUUUUUUUCAGGUUCUAGGCUUAAAAUUCAUCAUUUUUUUCAGAAAAAAAUGCGCUUUGAUGAGGACACUUCUUCAAGAAAUAAAAAUAGCCACAGAUCAUUUAAUCAAUGA